Molecule: messenger RNA, 303 nt
Organism: Miscanthus lutarioriparius
Lineage: Eukaryota; Viridiplantae; Streptophyta; Magnoliopsida; Poales; Poaceae
Source: the annotation of a GenBank genome assembly
AUGGCUCGGUACGUGGAGAUGCUGGACAUGGGCGUGCGCAUCGCCGCGAGGUUCCACUCGCACUGCCCGCAGACGGCGCGCAUGUACUACAAGCCGCCGCAGACCCAGACCCAGUCGACGGCGACGUCGUCGUCGUCCUCGGCCUACGACGCCAAGUCCACGAGCUUCGCCCUCGACGCGCCGUCGGCCCUGCGGCGGCCCUUCGCGCUCGCGGCCGCGGGGGAGUUCCGCGCCGGUGACCGGUCGGGCCACCAGCUUCACGGCUUCGACACCGCGCAAGUCGUCGUGUACGAGGUGGUGUGA